AUGAACGCAAAUGCCUUGAUGAUCUGCAAGGCUAUGGAGAAUGGCAAGACCGUCGAACCGGAUAGCUGGCUGAACGAUCCGGCCAAGGCAUGCAUACCAGCUUCCUGCCGGUUCAUUCAACUGACAGCGCAAGAUGUCGUUACGUGCUACAACGAAGAAGAGGGCAAGCAUGGCGCAGUCCUCGUCUGCUCCUAUGACGGCGCGUCCAAGAUCCUGCGCAAGGAGGUCGCUGCCUGCCCUCUGGCCGCUACUCGCGCGAUCGUAGAUGGCCUACAUAGGGAUACCGGGCUUCUGUUCGCGAAGUUCGACGUCGGUGACCAGCUCUACGGUCAACAGGGCUUUAGGGGCGACAGUGGCAAGUUCGAGCUCGCCGAGUACAAGUCCGCCGUGAAGGAUUCUGGCCCGGUUGAUGAUACCCAGACUCUCCACCGCCGGUACCAGGACGCUCCGAAAGGUCCGCGUGGAGACUUCAACAACAAGCGGCCACGAUCGGAACAAGCAGGCUGGUUAGAUUAUUGAUAGACUGCUGAAGCCAGCCAGGGCGGGGGAUGUACAUGGAGGAUGGUAACGCCGCCACGUCUCAGUCGACAUUGGUUGCGAGAGAAAAGAGGGAAAUCAAAGCAUGUUCCUAGGACAUACUGAGAGGGUG
Trematosphaeria pertusa is the source of this 649-nucleotide messenger RNA. RefSeq lists its product as uncharacterized. The record is from RefSeq and is a predicted model, not a curated record. The transcript is spliced from 3 exons. The coding region runs from base 1 to 519 and encodes 172 amino acids. Lineage: Eukaryota; Fungi; Ascomycota; Dothideomycetes; Pleosporales; Trematosphaeriaceae.